GAGGCCCUCACUCGAGCUGUCCACGAAAGCACUUUGGAGCGUACAACAGCCACGUAACACAAAACGGCUUUGACUCUGCCCAUCAAUCUGCUAGAUCCGCGCCUGCAUUCCCCUGUUGACUACGAGUCACGUGUCGGUGGAAUCCAGAUCCCCCUAGUGCCCUAUGUAAACUGAGUUUCUACAGCCUCGAAUAGACCGCUUUUUCUGUGCUCCACCCUAUUCCUCACCAUUUUGACCAUGGGGAAUGCACUCAAAGACCAGAUUGGACUGCGGCAGCAGGACUCUCAUGCGUAUACAGCUAGCUAUGAUGCAGAAUGGACCAUGGGACCGAUGCUCCUCGGGGGCUGCGUGGCUGCGGUGCUGUACUCAACUGCGCACGCGCAUUUUACUACGACGCUCGCAUCUCAGAAACAACCAGACGUCCAAACGCUGCACAUUGAAUUUUUCCGGCCCUGCACCCCCGAACCUUCCGCCAUCAAAGUAACCGACCUGAAGAUUGGCAAAGGAUCGUGCUUCAUACAACUAGAUCUGAGUCAAAAUGGCGAGCCGAGAUGCACAGCACUAGCUACAUCCACCGAUUUUACAGUCCCAUUCGGGCCUACAGCUAAGGCAAAUGUACCUUUCCUGCCAGCGCUGCCGCCAGGUCCGGACUUGAAGAAAGUCGAGGCUUAUGAGCCGGACGAGAACUGGCUUCCUUCGAAGACGAUAGGAGAGCUUCUUCCUUUCUUGAAACGCAUGACAUUCCUGUACCCGGUCAAUGGACAGCCGACGCCUGGCAUUAUCGACUACUGGUGCGCCUUUGACAGGCCGGAGCGCUUUGAUGGUGCCCAUCUAGCAAUGCUUUGCGAUAUGGCUCCGUCAACAUCAGACACCCUGCUUCGAACCGAAGGCGUCUUCGAUGCGCACAAGAUAUACAGGAUCAAAAAAGAGACAGCGGAGAAGACACCAGGAAAGCCGGCGAUACUGAGAAACUCGCUCAAGGAAGCCGCCAAAGCGCGCAUCUGGAAUACGACAUUGACAAUGGAUCUCCAAUUCAAACGGCGGUUACCAGAACAGGAGAUGAUGUGGACUUUUACGAGGGUGAUAACGAAGAUGCUAGAUGGCGGCAGGAUGGAUUUGGACUUCACUAUUUGCGAUGAGGAACUAGUACCUAUUUGCCUUGCGCGACAAAUCAUGCUAGUUAUUGAUGCUAGGAGACGGUUCAAGAAAGUUGACAAGGGUGAAGCAUCCAAGCUUUAGACCAAAAUAUCAACGGAAAGUAUGUGCAUCGACUAGACCUCUUCAUCUUUCGUGCUACGCCUUACUGGUAACAUACUUCGGUGCUACUGUGUCAAGCGUUCACCGCGCUCCCCCGUUCAAACGUUGCCAAUGAAUGUCUCCUACCGUUUCGCCCUGGCUCGCCGACUAGAACCGCGGAGUGGCUGAGGACGUGAACUCCUCCUGUCAGUUUUUGACAAGCGGGAAACGGCAAGAAAGCUGUGCAUUAAACGGGAGAUAUGACCCAACCAUGACAGCCAUUUUCAUGGAAAUGCGAACAAAGCGGUGAGAAUGGACACGAAAAAUCAAGAAGACUAAAGGCAGCUCACUACCAAGCUUCCUCAACACUGCGAGCUUAG
Messenger RNA from Lindgomyces ingoldianus, 1616 nucleotides. Its product is annotated as thioesterase family protein. The coding region runs from base 238 to 1239 and encodes 333 amino acids. The transcript has 2 exons. The record is from RefSeq and is a predicted model, not a curated record. Lineage: Eukaryota; Fungi; Ascomycota; Dothideomycetes; Pleosporales; Lindgomycetaceae.